Plasmodium berghei ANKA is the source of this 696-nucleotide messenger RNA. RefSeq names its product 60S ribosomal protein L6, putative. Gene Ontology annotation, molecular function: structural constituent of ribosome; RNA binding. Gene Ontology annotation, biological process: ribosomal large subunit assembly; cytoplasmic translation. The record is from RefSeq and is a predicted model, not a curated record. NCBI's taxonomy places the organism in Eukaryota, Apicomplexa, Aconoidasida, Haemosporida, Plasmodiidae. Gene Ontology annotation, cellular component: cytosolic large ribosomal subunit; ribosome. The transcript has a single exon. The coding region runs from base 1 to 696 and encodes 231 amino acids.
AUGGCUAAAAAUACAAAAAGUGGAGCAUCCGCUGAUGAUAAAAAAAAAACUUUAAAACAUUAUGUAAUAAAAGGGCAAAAAAAAACACUUACCCCAGUACGAGCAAAAAAAACAAUUGCUAAAAAAUAUUAUGGAAAAAAAUUAGCUUCAAAAAAAAAAUAUAUUGUACAAAGAAAAAUGAGAAAAUCUAUCCAAGUUGGAAAAGUAGCUAUUAUAUUAACAGGCAAGCAUAUGGGUAAAAGAUGCAUAAUAACUAAAGUUUUAAAAUCGGGAUUAUUAGCAGUUAUAGGCCCAUAUGAAGUUAAUGGUGUACCUUUAAAAAGAGUAGAUCCAAGAUAUUUGAUAGUAACAUCAACUAAUGUUUUUGAUUUUAAUAAUUUAUCACAAAUCAAAGAUAAGUUUAUUCAAGCUGCUGAACGUAUCAAUGAUGAAAUUUUUAUAAAAUCUAUAGAUAUUAAAAAAAGGCAAAAAAAAUUAUUAAAAAAUAAAAAUGAAUCUCUUUUUAUGAAUGAUGUUAUACAACAAAUUAAAGAAAUACGAGAUUCUGAUCCAAAAAUGAAAAGAAUAAAAUUAUUACAAAAACAAUUAGGAGAUUUAUUAAAACCAGAAAUCUCAAAAGAUAAAAUGUUCAGAUCAUAUAUAAAAUCAAAAUUCACUUUGCGAAAUAAUAUGUCUUUUCACAACAUAAAAUUUUAA